AUGGAUUUGGAUAAUGAUUUGCACGAGUCGCCAGUUUCGCCGGAUUUGUCUGGCUCCGAAAGCAAAGUAGAUGUUACAUCGACAGGGAAAAAGAAAAAGAGAAAAAGGGGGAAGACUAAAAAUAACGCAGUUGAAAGUGAUGCUAAUGGUGGUGGCACUCCAGAGAAUACUAUUCAAUGCGUGUCUACUGAUGCAUUAAUUGUAGAAGCGGAUAUUUGUUUGCACGGGAAUGAAGAAAAAAAGCAGAAAAUUCUCAGUCAGGCUGCAGAAAAGGGAAACGGAGAGAGUGAGAUCCAAGACAAAGCAGACAACUGUAAUUCAGUUGUAGCUGAUGCAGAGUUACUUGCUAAAGAGUCUGUGUUAGAAGUUGUAAAAAUGGACAUCGAGCAAAGUAUAAAUGAGAAUAGUUCCACCCCCGAGGAAACAAGUGACUCUGUGAACAAUGGAAGUCCGGUAAACAAUCAUGAUGAGGAUCUGAAAGUUUAUGAUUUGUCUAAUAAAUCUCAGAGCAUUAAAACCUAUUCAAGGAAAAAAUUAAACGAUGUUACUUGUAAGAGAAACUUGGAAGGCCAAAGUGCUGAAGAUUCUAACAAGGAGCCAAUUAUCCAGGACCAUCACACUGAUGAUUCACAUGAAGUUUCUGAUGGACCAUUGGCAGUUGACUUAAUGGAAAGAGAGAAAGAACAUUUAACUGAUCAGAUCAAAGUUGAAGCGGAGGAAAUGGAGUUGAUAGCAGACAACAAUGGUGAUUCACAUGAAAUUUCUGGUGGACCAUUGAUAGCUGGCUUAAUGGAAAGAGAGAAAGAACGUUUAACCGAUCAGAUCAAAGUUGAAGCGGAGGAAAAGGAGUUGAUAGCAGACAACAAUGGUGUUUCACAUGAAAUUUCUGGUGGACCAUUGACAGCUGGCUUAAUGGGAAGAGAGAAAGAACUUUUAACCGACCAGAUCAAAGUUGAAGCAUCGGAAAUGGAGUUGAUAGCAGACAACAGUUCUGAGCAAAGUUCUAUGACUGCAUCUUCUAUUGUAGACAUUCCUGUUACACAACAUGAAGAAACAAAUGCUAGAAAGGAAGAUCAUGCUGAGGUUACAAGAAAUGGUCUGAGUUGUCCAGCUGAUAUUUCUGAUUUAAGCUUAGUCACCGUAAAUGGUGAUAAUUCAAAGAUAUCACAAUGCUCAGUGGACAAAACUAUUAUCAGAAACUCAAAAAAGAAGCUUCUCAUUCUUGAUGUGAAUGGCCUUCUUGCUGAUUGUGUCAGUGAUGUUCCUAAUGGGUAUUAUCAACCGGAACCAGAUUUUUGGGUUAGAAGGAGAAAAGUGUAUAAAAGGCCCUAUUGUGAUGAUUUUAUGACGUUUUGCUUUGACAGAUUUCAUGUGGGAGUUUGGUCUUCUAGAACCAAGUCUAAUGUUGAUGAUGUAAUCAAUCUUCUUUUGGGAAAAUCUGCAUCCAAACUGCUAUUUUGUUGGAAUCAAUCCCACUGUACUACAACAAAAUUCAGUACUGUUGAGAACAGAGAUAAGCCCCUUGUGUUGAAGGAACUCAGAAAGUUAUGGGAGAAGCUGGAACCUGGUCUGCCAUGGGAGAAAGGAGAGUUCAAUGAGUCAAACACAUUACUACUCGAUGACUCCCCUUACAAGGCACUUGUGAAUCCUAAGCAUACGGCUAUAUUCCCUUAUACUUACCGGUACCACUACACUAGAGACGCGGCAUUAGGACCUAAAGGUGAUCUUCGGGGUUAUCUAGAAGAGCUGUCGAAGGCAGACAAUGUUCAAGAGUUUGUGUCUGCAAAUGAAUUUGGCCAGCGGCCCAUAAGAGAAGCAAAUCUAUCCUGGGUUUACUAUCUCAAAGUUAUAGAAUCAGUUAAGUGCAGUGAAAAUGACGGGCCCUCAGCACCAGUUAAGGAAGAAACCUCAGAUUCAGAUAACUUAGAGGUGGAGUCAUAG
This is a messenger RNA of Vicia faba (fava bean), 1941 nucleotides long. Lineage: Eukaryota; Viridiplantae; Streptophyta; Magnoliopsida; Fabales; Fabaceae. The record is from the annotation of a GenBank genome assembly.